Molecule: messenger RNA, 4295 nt
Organism: Chara braunii
Lineage: Eukaryota; Viridiplantae; Streptophyta; Charophyceae; Charales; Characeae
Source: the annotation of a GenBank genome assembly
GCACGAGUGACAGAAAACGCACUGACUGACAAGUCUCCCCCCUGAAAGGAAAAAGAAAAGGCAUGUCUCCCUAGUCGCCUACCACCAGCGCGAUUUCUACCAGCCUAAUCAGCAUCCAUUGCUCUCGAUUACCAGCGUAAUCAGCAUCCACUACUCUUGAUUAUAAUCAUUGCGCCGGUUAAAUGCAGGUGGAUGACUUGGAGGCAUCGUCGGCGAUACGGAUGAACACUCUUCACGUUGUCUGAGUGAGCGUUAGUCCAUCUGUCUGUUCUUCCCUGCGCGCGAUCAGCAUGUGUGUACACUCUCUGCGCGACGGCCCUGAUGAGCGUGAACUCUCGAUCUGCCGUGCAGAAGAAGGCUUUCCCAACGGCCGACGUAAGGAAAUCACAGAAUCGCAGACUGAUAGUUGUGGCUUGAGACAUGUAACUGGCCAAUCAAGCCAACGCGAUGCACUCAUAGCCAGCUGAGACGAUGGAAGACAUUAGGCGUAGAACAUUGGAUUCAGGAAAUUUUCUGCAAUUCUUUUGAGGCUCUCAGACACGCGAAUUUUCUUUCUACGCUGCUUUUGUGGCGCUUAGAUGCGCAGACCGCGCCAUUUUCGUUUGGGCUUUGUACAAGUAGGAUGUGCAGCAGCGGUCAUGAUGACGACAUUGUUGAGGGAGCAGCGAGCGAAGGAAGAAGGAGAGCGGGACGGCCAAGAGAAGGAGAGCGGGAGACGGGGAUUGGAGAUGGUUGUUGUUUGAUGUGAAUUUGCAUGUUGCAAGUACAACUAGGAUGUGCAGCAGUGACCAUGAUGAAGACAUUGUAAAGGGAGCAGCGAGCGAAGGAAGAAGGAGAGGAGUCGUUGGGGAUUGGAGAGAUGGUUGUUGUAUGGUGUGAAUUUGCAACUAGGAUGUGCAGCAGUGGCCAUGAUGACGACAUUGUUAAGGGAGCGGCGAGCGAAGGAAGAGGGACAGCAGGAAGGCCAAGAGGAGGAGAGCGGGAAACGAGAAUUGGAGAUGGUUUCGAAAUGUCUUUUUGGAAUGAUGGUGGGGGUCGCAGCUCAGUGACUCAGCAGUUCAACGACCGCGUUGCGAAGCUGUUUGGCGUGCUUGAGAAUUCCAGCACUCUCCAGGGUAUGAAGGCAGCAGUGGGUGAGGAUGGAGCAAAGGAAGCGACAACACGAGCAGAGGACAUCGACAGAGGAGGGGGAGGUGCAGAGAACCCACCUCCCCCUGCGUUUACUCAACAACAUUCUUCCAAGUGGCUCGUUUCGGGUAGUGUUGCACGUAGGAGAACUGUGAGGGAAGAGUGUGAUGAGGAUCCAGAUGAUGAUCAGUACAUCUGUCGUCACCGUCCGUUAGAUGAUGAUGAUCAUGAUGAUGAUGAUGAUGGAGCAGAAGACGGUGAUGAUGAUGGAGGAGGAGAAGAUGGUGCUGAUGACGAUGGAGGAGCAAAAGGAGAUGGAGGUUAUGUGUUCAGGCGUCGAAAGAGGGGUGUUGAGUGCAGCGGAGAUGUUGAGAAUGAAGGUGAUGAUGAUAAGGAAGACGAAGAAGGUCGUAUGCGUGCGAUGAUGGGGAGGGAUCGCACGCUGGAUUUUGAGGAGGAGGAAGAUGAGUAUGAUAAGUAUGCCACGGGGAGACAAGACGGUGAUCACGCCGGCUUCUGGUUGACGAGGACGAAACAGAUUUGCGACGGUAGGGAGCAAUUUGCAGGUAGGGGAAACUCACUAUGGAUUGACGCCAUUGCGCCUCUACCUACUACCCUAGCAGAGCUGAAGAACUCCCGGCGGGACAUGAGGGCGGAUGCCUCAGCUGCUGCGGCAAGGCUAGAGGAGGAUGACAAGGAGAUGGAAGAGUUGGAGCUGCAGCUGCGAGAGGAAAGUCGGAGAGAAGAGAACCGUCAGAGUCGCAAGGAAAAGGGGGAGGUGGAGGGUAUGCAUGAUGAGCAGGAAGAGGAAGCUGUGGCUAUGGAGGACGAGGAGGCGGACAACAAGGUGGUUGUUAAGAUGGCGGGCUUCGCAUCCUGGGUUGGAGAGGAAAACAAGGAGAUGGAGAAGAAGGAAGUGGAAUGGCGAGAAGAAAGCAAGAUGGAAGUAAAUGAGGCGGGAGAAAAGGAGGGUGAACGUCAGUCUUCUGAUGGGUCUGGGGAGAAAUGUGAGGAGAUGGCACAGGAUGAGAUGAAGAAUGCUGCUGAUGAGGAAGCAAAAGAGGGAGGAAGGGACGCCGCGAUGACUGAAUGCAGCACUGGAGGGAAUAUACACAGAGAGGUCAAGUGUAUGGCGACUGGGGAGGAGGGGGUGACGAGAGGUGUAGGGGAAACAAUGGGUCCGCUUGUCGGCCAGACUAGGGGAAUGGAACUGAGUGGCAGAGCAAUCAGUAAUGAUGCAGAAGGGAUGGACAAGGAAGAAAUAGGAGGUGGUAGAACAAUGGAGAUUCCAACAGCCGUCGCAGAGAUCCAGACAGCUCAAGCGGCGACUGCGAUGGUGGGCGGGGAGAGGACAGAUGAAGGACAAACUUGUCCACGAGAUGGAGAUACUGAUGGUGUCCUCGGUCAUUCGGGAGGAAAGUCGGCUGAAGAAUGCAAUGGUGAAGGAAUGAAGAAGAAGAAGAAGAAGAGAGUGAGAUUCUUAUUGGCCGAGGAAAAAGGAGAUGGAAAGGACGAGGAUGACGUCAACUUGGUGUCAACAGGAAAUCCAGAGGAGGAAAAGAUGAAGAAGAGGUCUAGGUCAGUGAUAGUCCUUGCUGGUGAAGGCACUGGAUGUGAACGCGAAGAAGUGAUGUCCACUGCUCGCCGUGAUUGGAUGGCUACUUCUUCUUCUUUGUCUUCGUCUUCGUCUUUGCCGUCUUCCUCUGCAUCUACCUCUGGUUCUGCUUCUCCUUGUCAUUCCUUGUCCUGCUUCGCGCCUCCGUCCUCUACUGGUUAUGACUGGCGGUCGAGUAUCAAGGGUGCAGCUCGUCGGUUUGAGGAGUCGUUGACUCGAUCCAUGAACGAGCUGUUUAGUCGAAGACGCAGGGUGCCAGAUCACGUCCGCAAUCCGCACAAGUACACACACUAUUCGCUGGACUGGUCGGAUGAAGACGACGAAGAAAAGGAAAGGAAGAGGAACCUCUCUGCACUGAAGGACGCAAGAGACAUGGUGUCGCAGAAAAGAUCAGAUGAGGUGAAGCAGGAGAGGUAUAGGGGAGGUUUUGCUGUUGUGGGCGGAGAAGUCAGUGGUGGCAGCGGAGGAAAGACAAUGCCCAAGGACGAGCAAGAGGAGGGUAGUCGUGGGGUUUUUCCACCAGGUUCGAUAAAAUUCGUUCCACGGAAAGUGGAGCGGCAGAGAACUGUUGCCCUAGCCAGGACUAAGAGGAAGACCUCUUGCUCUCAGGCGAGGGAGAUUGACGAAGAUGUACGGAUGACAGAUUGUGGCUCGGAGGAAUGCCGGGUAGAGCUGGAGCAGCAGCAGCAGGAGGAGCAGCAGCACCAGCAGCAGGAAGAAUGGGUAGAUGAUACUAAGAAGGGACUCUGCGUAUCUGUUGCCCAAGAUGCGAUGGAUGAUGGGAAAGGAUAUAACAAGGACGCUGUGUGCGGCAGCGGUGGGGAGUUCUUGCCUGUGGGCAUUGCUGCAGGAGCUGUGGUGGAGGAGAUUCCUAAUGGGGAAGGAGCUGUGGAUGGCGUUCAAAUUGUUGAGAGCAGCAGCAUGGGGAAGGAAGAGAAGGCCAACAUUGUGGAAGACCUGGUGGGAGAAUUGCGCGAUCGAGGGAGACCUAAGUCUAGGUCGUCAAGGAACUACCGCUCUAGGAAGAGUGCGGAAGAAGAUGGUAUCGACGACGGACGCUCUUGACGUGCCGGAUGCCGACUACAUACGGGUAAAGGGCAGCAGACAGAUAGGUAGGGGAUGUUGUGUGCAGGAGAAGACGUAAACCCACCACAAAUAUAAGGUUCUACAGACAGGAAAAGCAACCUUUUUAGGAGUGGAUUUUGGGCUAAGAUCAGGUUAGCAGCCCCAAAUCCACUCCUCUAAAAGUUGAUUUUCCUGUCAGACUCUGUCGAACAUGAUAUUUACGAUGGCUUUACCUCAGAGUCUCCUCCUGCAGACAGCAUCCAACACUCUGAAGACUUGUUCGUCCAGGCAAUGGCACCUCAGAGUCUCCUCCUGUUUUGGGAGAGGGAUAAAGGCUCCUUCCUUCCCCCACUCAGUCACUUUGCCUGCCACUUAGGUAAAUGUAAAUAUACGUGGGAGUUGGGGUGUUUUGAUCACUUGAACAAUGGUUUGACGUCGUGAACGAGUCUGGUAUCAGGGGAUAGACGAGUAAAGGGUCCAUGAGUUG